Messenger RNA from Cygnus atratus (black swan), 1229 nucleotides. RefSeq names its product G protein subunit gamma 4 (gene GNG4). The transcript has 5 exons. The record is from RefSeq and is a predicted model, not a curated record. NCBI's taxonomy places the organism in Eukaryota, Metazoa, Chordata, Aves, Anseriformes, Anatidae. Gene Ontology annotation, cellular component: heterotrimeric G-protein complex. Bases 375 to 599 code for a protein of 74 amino acids. Gene Ontology annotation, molecular function: G-protein beta-subunit binding. Gene Ontology annotation, biological process: G protein-coupled receptor signaling pathway.
ACCGGGCGGGAUCAGGCGGGAUCUAGCGGGAUAGGGCCGAGCCUCCGCCGCCGGCCGCGCCUCCCCGCGGCAUUACCCGCCCGGCGGCCCGGGGCUUCGCCUGCCGGGACCCAGCUCCGCUCGUCGCCGCCGGGAGCAGCGCGGGGAGCGCCGGGCGGCACAAGCCAGGACUUGGGAUGUUGUCUCCGAAUCUGCACGUUGCCAAAGGAAACACUAAAAAGCAAGGGAAAAAGUACCAAAGUCAUUCUGCACAACUUCUUUGCUUAACCUGGAGUCCAACAGAAUCCAGGAUGAAUGGUUGCAGUCAAUGAUGCAAAUCUGUGAUGCGAUCAGGUGCUACUGAACAAGAGAACAGAUAGAAAUGGGGAAACAAAAUGAAGGAAUUAAUGUCGAACAGUACAACCAGUAUAUCUCAAGCCAGGAAAGCCGUGGAGCAAUUGAAAAUGGAAGCAUACAUGGACAGAAUGAAGGUAUCCAAGGCUGCAGCAGAUUUAUUGGCAUACUGUGAUGCUCAUAUUGGAGAAGAUCCCCUUAUUAUUCCAGUACCCGCAUCUGAAAAUCCCUUCAGGGAGAAGAAACUCUUUUGUACUAUCCUUUGAGUCAGUUUCCAAUUAAAAAUAUCUUAUGUUAAAAUUUGGUAUCAGUGGUGCAUGCUAUUGGUUUUAGCAUAUUUUCCUCAGAUAUCAAUACUUAGCCUAGAGUUACAAUAUUUUUAGAAGGUAGUGCAUUUUCUGGUAUAAAUAAGUAAAAGAAUCCUAACAAAAAAAAUCAAGGUAAUCCUUAUCUUUCAGACCAAUGCACAAGUUUAAUUUCAGUUUUCAUAAAGAUUAUUUGGGUCUUAAUGAAAGUAUUGAGUACAGUAUCAUAUUGUAGAUAUCUUUGCCAGUCAUAGAUUUUUCUGAGACCUAAAUGAGUCAUACAGACUCUGAAGCUAUUUUUAACAUUCUUAUUUUCUUUGGAAGGUGAAUUAAUUCAUUUGCCUUUACAAAUUUGUAUCUAAAAAGAGUAGUGUGACCUUUCCGCAAGUAGCAUUGUUUAGGAAGAAAUGCUGGUGAUUUACAAUGUUUGGAAUGAUCAGUCUUAUACAGUAAGUGAUGUUUAUAAAUAUGUUUUGUGAAGACUGUAAUAAACUUGAGUACAAAAACAACCUUAGCAGCACUGUCAGUACAAGCAAAGUGAAAAUACACAGUCACAUACGAGUUCUGCAUCAAUAAAACUGGAAAAACGUG